GCUACGGGGGGAUGGUAUUAUCUCAGUGCGAGAUGGAGCGCCGUUCCGUCGAGCAGUGACGAGAGAGGAUGCUGUUGUUGGCGUUCUCCGCCUGGAUCCUUCUGGGUCCACCCACUGUCCAGGCCCAAUGGUCCACGCCGAAUCCUUCGGUGUUCAACAUCGGUGGAGUAUUGAGCAACAACUCCAGCGAGAAUUACUUCAAGGAGACGAUUGCCUACCUCAACUACAAUACCCAGUAUGUGCCGAAAGGAGUCACCUAUUACGACAUCGCCAUCCCCAUGGACCCAAAUCCUAUACGCACGGCCCUCAACGUCUGCAAAUAUCUCAUUUCCGAGAGGGUUUACGCCGUGGUCGUUUCGCAUCCGCUAACCGGUGACCUCUCACCUGCAGCGGUGUCCUACACCAGCGGCUUUUACCACAUACCCGUGAUCGGUAUUUCUUCCAGAGAUUCCGCAUUCUCCGAUAAGAACAUCCAUGUAUCUUUUCUGAGAACCGUGCCACCGUACUCACAUCAAGCCGACGUGUGGGUGGAGAUGCUUAAACACUUCAACUACAAGAAGGUCAUCUUCAUCCACAGCUCGGACACCGAUGGUCGCGCGAUUCUAGGUAGAUUUCAGACGACUUCGCAGAGCCUCGAAGAUGACAUCGAGAUCAAGGUGCAGGUGGAAUCCAUCAUAGAGUUCGAACCGGGCGUAGAGAACUUCGCCGAACAGUUGAACGAGAUCAAAAACGCGCAGGCCAGGGUCUACCUUAUGUACGCCAGUAAAACCGACGCCAAGGUAAUCUUCCGCGACGCCGCCACCAUGAACAUGACGGACGCCGGAUACGCUUGGAUAGUCACGGAACAGGCGCUCGAAGCGGAGAAUGCACCGGAAGGAAUCCUCGGUCUUCGCCUUGUCAAUGCGACAAACGAGAAAGCGCACAUCAGGGACAGCAUAUACGUGCUGGCCUCCGCCUUGAGGGACAUGAGUCAGACGGAAGAGAUCACGGAGGCGCCUAAAGAUUGCGACAAUUCUGGAUCCAUCUGGAAGACCGGGAAGGAGCUGUUCGGCUACAUCAAACGGCAGGUGCUUCUUAACGGGGAGACCGGAAAGGUGGCCUUUGAUGAUCAGGGCGAUAGGAUCCACGCCGAGUACAAUAUUGUGAACGUGCAACGCAGACGGAAACAGAACCCGGUCGGAAAAUACUUUUUCAAUAAAGAGACCGACAAAAUGGGUUUGUCGGUUGACGAGAAGAGCAUCGUGUGGCCGGGAAGGUUGCAGACAAAACCAGAGGGUUUCAUGAUCCCCACACAUCUGAAGGUGCUGACCAUCGAGGAAAAACCGUUCGUCUACACUAGAAAGCUGGGAGAGCUUGAGGAGUGUCUCCCGGAUGAGAUACCUUGUCCGCUCUUCAAUGCAACGCAAGACGAAACCGGUAAAUACUGUUGCAAAGGUUUCUGCAUGGAUCUGCUGAAGGAAUUAUCGAAGAAGAUUAAUUUCACGUACAGCUUAGCUCUAUCGCCCGAUGGACAGUUCGGAAAUUACGUACCCAAGAACAGCUCAAAUAAAAAAGAGUGGACCGGAUUGAUCGGUGAAUUGGUGAUGGAAAGGGCGGAUAUGAUCGUCGCCCCGUUAACUAUCAAUCCAGAACGAGCGGAGUUCAUUGAGUUCAGCAAACCAUUCAAAUACCAGGGAAUCACGAUUCUCGAGAAAAAACCAUCGAGAUCGUCCACGUUGGUGUCUUUCCUGCAACCCUUCAGCAACACCCUUUGGAUUCUUGUGAUGGUAUCCGUGCACGUCGUAGCUUUGGUGCUGUACCUUCUGGACCGUUUUUCUCCAUUCGGUCGAUUCAAAUUGGCCAACACGGAUGGCACCGAGGAGGACGCACUGAAUUUAUCUAGCGCCAUCUGGUUCGCGUGGGGCGUCCUGCUCAACAGCGGCAUCGGAGAAGGGACACCGAGAAGUUUCUCCGCCCGUGUCCUCGGCAUGGUUUGGGCAGGCUUCGCCAUGAUCAUCGUCGCCUCGUACACUGCCAACUUGGCUGCCUUCCUCGUGCUCGAGAGGCCGAAGACCAAGCUCACUGGAAUCAACGAUGCCAGAUUGCGUAACACAAUGGAAAAUCUCACGUGCGCUACCGUCAAGGGAUCUGCAGUGGAUAUGUACUUUAGGAGGCAGGUCGAGUUAUCCAACAUGUACCGCACCAUGGAAUCCAAUAAUUACGCAACCGCCGAAGAAGCUAUAACUGAUGUUAAACACGGGAAACUGAUGGCUUUCAUCUGGGACAGCUCGAGGUUGGAGUUCGAAGCGGCGCAGGAUUGUGAGCUGGUUACAGCUGGUGAACUCUUCGGAAGAUCUGGUUACGGCAUUGGGUUGCAGAAAAGCAGUCCCUGGUCGGACGAUGUUACUCUAGCUAUCCUAGAUUUUCACGAGAGCGGUUUCAUGGAGAGCCUGGACAACAAGUGGAUCCUUCAGGGCAACCUGCAGCAAUGCGAGCAGUUCGAGAAGACGCCGAACACCCUAGGCUUGAAGAACAUGGCCGGGGUGUUCUUCCUCGUAGCAGUGGGUAUAGCCGGCGGCAUCAUCCUCAUAGUCAUCGAGAUGGCCUACAAGAAGCACCAGAUCAAGAAGCAGAAGCGGCUUGAUCUCGCCAGACACGCCGCCGAUAAAUGGCGGGGAGCGGUGGAGGUUUCCAAGCGGAAGAACUUGCGUCAAUCAUUGGCCACGCAGCGCAGGAUCAAAUCAAACGGUGUCAACGAUCCGACCACGAUUUCCCUGGUCGUGGACAAGUACCAGAGGAUUGGUGGACCGGAAAGGGCGUGGCCCGGAGACUCUGAUAUCCGGUAUAGGAGAGGCGACGACGCCGGCGUCCAACCGGUGCCCAGAUACCUUCCAGCUUACACACCGGACGUCUCACAUCUAGUCGUCUAAAGUCUAUAAUCAUAAAUAUAUAUAUAUAAAAAAUGCUUUCCCUUCCAUCCCUUAGUCAAAUCAAAAAAAAAUAUAACCCUAUUAGUA
Nicrophorus vespilloides is the source of this 2996-nucleotide messenger RNA. RefSeq names its product glutamate [NMDA] receptor subunit 1 (gene Nmdar1). The coding region runs from base 69 to 2909 and encodes 946 amino acids. NCBI's taxonomy places the organism in Eukaryota, Metazoa, Arthropoda, Insecta, Coleoptera, Silphidae. Gene Ontology annotation, biological process: chemical synaptic transmission; regulation of membrane potential; ionotropic glutamate receptor signaling pathway. The transcript has 14 exons. The record is from RefSeq and is a predicted model, not a curated record. Gene Ontology annotation, molecular function: NMDA glutamate receptor activity. Gene Ontology annotation, cellular component: plasma membrane; synapse; neuron projection.